UUGGUGGCGCUAUGUCAUAACAGAUUUUGACACGUUUAACUGCAAAUUUCUGACCAGAAAUCCUCUGAAAUCAGGAUGGAUCCUGAACUGCAGGACAGGUUACAUGACGAUGAAACCUUGCAAGAAUUUCUUCAAGAUGAUUUCAACGUCGAACAACACACCAACAAGGUGAUGCAGAGCAUGGCAAUAGCCGAGCAGCUCUCUAAGCUAGCUGAGGGAAUCAGCCUGCUCGAUAAAGAACUUCAUGCUCAGGUGUCUGCGCAUCAUGAGGACCUGCUUUCGCAGGCUACUGGUAUCGAAACACUAGAGGGCGUGCUUCAAAUGAUGAAUACGAGAAUUGGCUCUCUCCAGGCUGCAGUAGAAAGAAUUCAAAGUAAAAUCAUGGACCCUUACAACAAAAUCGUUGCCAGAACGUCUCAGCUAAGGAGACUUCAGGAAGCAUGUGACUUACUACGAAGGAUCAUCCGCAUUUUGUACUUGAGCAAGAGACUACAGAGUCAGUUACAAGGUGGAGCCAGGGAGAUCACCAAAGCAGCUCAGAGUCUCAAUGAGUUAGAUUUUCUGUACGACGGAGUAGACCUGAAAGGGAUUGACGUGAUUGAGCAGGAUACGCUAUUCAUCAGGAAAGCAAGGCGUGAUGUAGAGAGACAGGCUCAGAAAAUGCUUCAUCAAGGAAUGGAAACACAGAAUCAGACCCAGGUAGCGACCUCUCUGCAGGUAUUCCACAAUCUGGGCUGCCUCCACGAGACGGUGAAUCAAAUCGUCGUCGAGAGCCAAGACACCGUCAAGAAGAAUGUCCAGGAUGCGUUGGCCGUCCAGACACCAAACCAGCCGCAGUUCCAACCAGGGAGAGGUGGACCGGGCAGGGCGUCCAUGCCAAUGACGGGUAACACGGCAACAUUUAGAGCUACUCUCUGGACCAACUUGUCUAAAUUGAUGGACCAGAUAUAUGCUACAUGUGGACAGGUUCAACACCUGCAGAAGGUUUUAUCCAAGAAACGGGAUCCAGUCACUCACGUUUGCUUCAUGGAGGAACUUCAAAAGGAAGGGCAAACAGAUAUCAUGAUGUCAUUUUGGAAGUGUCUGACGGACACGCUGAAGGGAGAGUUUGCUGAAAUAGCCAAUGCCUCAACGUUUAUAAGGCAAGCCUUUGAGGGUGAGUAUCCAAAACUCCUUCGUCUUUUCAAUGAGUUGUGGAAGCGUCUUCAGCAGUUCAGCCUGACGGCGCCCUCAGCCAGCGGGGACGCUUCGUUCCUGGCCUCGGCAAAGGCUCACACCUUCUCAGAGGUUGAGAGCGAAGGAUACAGUUCCGAGAAGGCAUUGAAGGAGUCGUUAUCGACCUUUGAGAAUGCCUACUUGACGAGGUCGUUGUCUCGUCUCUUCGAUCCGAUCAAUCUGGUUUUCCCGAGCGGAGCCUCUAGCCCACCGUCAGACGAUGAAGUUGAGAGCAUCGUCAAAUCAAUAUCCAGUGAGUUGAAUGUGGCAAGCGUCGACGUUGGAUUGAGUUUAUUAGUUGCACGUAACGUGGCCAAAACAGUGAAGCUGUACUCUGCAAAGUGCGAACAACUGCUCUCCACGGACGGUGACGCCACCCAGGUCAUAGCGUCGCCGACGUCCGGUCAGAUGCGCAACGUCGCGUUGGUGAACUCGCUAUUCCACUUCCACCAGGCGGUGUGCAAGGUGGUGGACAGCAUGAGUAACUUCCCUGGUCAAGCGGUCCAAGUUGUGCAGCUUGCUCUCCAGGAUGUAGUAGCGUUAAUGAGCAACGCCAUCAAGCCGAUAUUGAGCUCCAUCUUUGAUUCCAUCGAUGCCAUCAUUCUAACCAUGCACAAUGAAGACUUUAAGGGAGGUCCAGUAAGUGGAGCGGGUAAAGACGCCGUUGAUUCACCCUGCUCGCUGUACAUGAGAGAACUACAAGGUUUCAUUGCCAGGGCACAGACUGAUUACCUGUUAUCCUUUAGAUGUGCAGACUUCAUCAUUGACAGUGUACACCCAAUGGCUUGUGAAGCAAUUGAGUUGUUUGUCCGUCACGCCAGCCUCAUACGCCCACUUGGGGAGGGAGGGAAGAUGCGACUUGCAGCUGAUUUCGCCCAAAUGGAGUUGGCAGUCACCCCGAUGUGUCGUCGUGUAUCUGAUCUCGGCCGACCCUACAAGCUCCUGAGAGCUUUCCGUCCUCUGUUGUUCCAGACAUCGGAGCACAUCUCAUCGAGCCCCGCCCUCGGUGAGAUCAUCCCAUACUCCACCGCGCUGCAUUUCCUGUUUGCCAGAGCUCCGGCUGAGCUGAUGUCACCUCAUGAGGUGGCUGGUUGGUCAACGACACGGUAUUCGCAAUGGCUGAGUGAUCACUGCUCAGAAAAAGAGAGACUCGCUUUAAUCAGGGGCACCCUUGAGGCGUACGUCCAGUCAGUCAGAUCAAGACAAGGCAAGGAGUUCGCUCCAAUCUAUCCAAUAAUGCUUGACUUACUACAGAGGGGAACGCAGGCAUCUGGAUCUGAUAUGACGCACACAUAGAUGUGGAAGUCGUUUCUGUAAUCAUGAAGAUGUAGCUAUGGUUACGAAGAUGUAUAGUUGACAAGCAGCUGUAACCAUGGUUUCAAAGACGUACAGACAGAGUUAUAGGCCUUUCUUUUGAAUACUAUUUUGAACGGGUGGCUUGAGUAUCAACAUAUGUAUAAAUGGGUUUGUACAAAUCUCUGCCCUUUUGAAGACGACAUUUGUAGUAGUACAUGCAGUUGGAAAGGAUUCCUUCUUAUAUUAAACCAUGAUGACCUACACUGGGAGGUCAUAGGAGUCACUAAGAAGUUGUCGCAGCGACCUUGUUCCCGAGGUGACAAUCUUGCCACGUCUUUUUUUCCCGGUUCGCUCGCUCACAACCCCUGGAAGUGGUGAAUUAGAAUUUGCCAGUAUAUGGACCAUUGUACGUAUAGGCCUGUGGCUGAUCGACUGUAUGGGUGCACUCAAGUACGAUAGCCUGCAAAACAGGCAUCAUAGGCCUGUGGCUGAUCGACUGUAUGGGUGCACUCGAGUACGAUAGCCUGCAAAACAGGCAUCAUAGGCCUGUGGCUGAUCGACUGUAUGGGUGCACUCGAGUACGAUAGCCUGCAAAACAGGCAUCAUAGGCCUGUGGCUGAUCGACUGUAUGGGUGCACUCGAGUACGAUAGCCUGCAAAACAGGCAUCAUAGGCCUGUGGCUGAUCGACUGUAUGGGUGCACUCGAGUACGAUAGCCUGCAAAACAGGCAUCAUAGGCCUGUGGCUGAUCGACUGUAUGGGUGCACUCAAGUACGAUAGCCUGCAAAACAGGCAUCAUAGGCCUGUGGCUGAUCGACUGUAUGGGUGCACUCAAGUACGAUAGCCUGCAAAACAGACAUCAUAGGCCUGUGGCUGAUCGACUGUAUGGGUGCACUCAAGUACGAUAGCCCGCAAAACAGGCAUCAUAGGCCUGUGGCUGAUCGACUGUAUGGGUGCACUCAAGUACGAUAGCCUGCAAAACAGACAUCAUAGGCCUGUGGCUGAUCGACUGUAUGGGUGCACUCAAGUACGAUAGCCCGCAAAACAGGCAUCAUAGGCCUGUGGCUGAUCGACUGUAUGGGUGCACUCAAGUACGAUAGCCUGCAAAACAGACAUCAUAGGCCUGUGGCUGAUCGACUGUAUGGGUGCACUCAAGUACGAUAGCCCGCAAAACAGGCAUCAUAGGCCUGUGGCUGAUCGACUGUAUGGGUGCACUCAAGUACGAUAGCCUGCAAAACAGGCAUCAUUUCUUAGAUCAACUGGUCUCCUCUAAUUGUAUCUUGUUAUGCGCAUACAAAGGGUCCUAUAAGUAACAAUAAUUUGGGGGGCUAAUCAUCCUUACUCGCAGCUAGAGCUGAAUUGGGAAGGACGCGGCUACAACGUGUUCGAGAAGCAGGCACGCAAGGGCGCAUUCAGCUGCCAGCCACAUCAACCCAUUAAUUCACGGAAACAAAAUGUUCUUUAGUAUGAACUUCAUAAUCAGUAGUCUUUCAGUCUAAAAUUAAACAAAGAUGUUUUUAUGGGGAAAGGUCGA
This is a messenger RNA of Asterias rubens (European starfish), 4044 nucleotides long. Its product is annotated as conserved oligomeric Golgi complex subunit 5-like. Gene Ontology annotation, biological process: intra-Golgi vesicle-mediated transport. Gene Ontology annotation, cellular component: COG complex. The transcript is spliced from 20 exons. Lineage: Eukaryota; Metazoa; Echinodermata; Asteroidea; Forcipulatida; Asteriidae. The record is from RefSeq and is a predicted model, not a curated record. Bases 76 to 2511 code for a protein of 811 amino acids.